Molecule: messenger RNA, 1764 nt
Organism: Vanessa tameamea
Lineage: Eukaryota; Metazoa; Arthropoda; Insecta; Lepidoptera; Nymphalidae
Product: H/ACA ribonucleoprotein complex non-core subunit NAF1
Exons: 5
Coding region: 244-1635 (463 amino acids)
Biological process (GO): ribosome biogenesis; pseudouridine synthesis; box H/ACA snoRNP assembly
Cellular component (GO): sno(s)RNA-containing ribonucleoprotein complex
Molecular function (GO): RNA binding
Source: RefSeq, a predicted model, not a curated record
UGUCAUGAAUCAAUUGUCAUUUUAUACGAAUAGUAGUAUCUGUUUUUCUGCAAUUUCACGAUUCUACGGUUUGUUUUAAUUAAGUCCAAAAAGUGAAUUUAUGAUAUAAUAUCGUCACAAUUUUUUAUAUAAAUCAUCGCCGAAACGCAAGUUUACAUUUUUAUUAUAUAAUAGCUAUAAUAGAAGCAGUACAAUAAAUUCUUAGCAACAUAGCCGUCCACGCGGAAUUGUUUGUUCAUUGUAAUGGAAAACCUUGACCAAAGUAACAAUAAAAACGUGUCGCUCAGUUUAAUUGCCGAAUAUGGCUCGGAAUCCGAUUCGGAGGAUACGAGAUCGAAUGAUAAUACAGGAAAUGAAGAUUCAGAUGCCGUGGAACUCAGUGAGAUGGUAUUGAAGAAUAAUAUUAUUAAUGCCUGUGCUCACGGGCCGCUAUCGGAAGGUAGUGAGAGCGACGUGGGGGUAACGAGACAUAUGAUAAUAGACAGCUCCGAAAGUGGAGUUGUAGAAUAUGAUGUAACAGAGUACAGGGACGCAGACAGUGAUUCGGACUCCAGUUCAGAUGACUCUAGUGAUAGUGAUGUAGAUUCAGUUAAAGAUAUUGAAGAAUUAUCUAGCGGAGAUGAACUGGAGGGUAACAAUCGUGGCAAACUCGAUCCUCUGAAAGUACAUGGAGAGCUAGGGCUGGAUGACUUGCCACCUAUAGAAGAUCUUGCCAUUAGCCUCCCAGCACAGGAAACAACUAAAAUUGGAACCAUUGCCAGUGUAGUUGAUAGAUUAGUUAUAGUUCGGGCAUUCCCUGAGACUCCAGCAGUGGAUUUGGAUAGCAUUCUUUUUUUAGAAAAUGGAGCGAAAGCAUUAGGAAAAGUGUUUGAUGUUUUUGGACCAGUAACAGAGCCACAUUACUGUGUACGUUUCAACUCCCUGGAGCACGUGAAGGAGCGCGGCGUGCAGGCCGGUAUGGAGGUGUUCAUCGCGCCUCGCAGCCAACACACUAAUUAUGUCUUCCUCACCGAACUUAUGAAAGUAAAAGGAUCUGAUGCAUCAUGGUUGAAUGACAUCGAACCUCCACCCAACCACAUAGACUAUUCAGAUGACGAAGAAGAAAGAAAAGCUAAUAAAGCAAAGAAGGAUCAACAAAAACAAAAUAAGCAGCCCGAUUCGAGUGAUAAUGGGGAAAAUUCUAAAAACCCUCCACCUAGAAAGAUGCUCGAAGCGAGGCGCAAUCACCGACCUUCCGACUCGAGCAGUAGGUUUGGGGGAUCAAGUCGUGGUCGCAGUUCGGUACCGCCCGGUUUUAGACGGAAUCCUCCUCAUUUCGCAAGACCACAAAGACCAUGGGACGAUCAAGAGAUGAGAACUCCACCACCGCAUCCCAAUGUAGACCCUGGUGGUCCAUAUCUCGCUCCCCCAACGUUCAAUCCCAUGUAUACGCCCUUUAAUCCUGUAACACCACCCCCAUAUGUGAUGAAUAACAGACUGCCAUUUGGUAGAAAUCCAAGAAUGCAUGGAAUGCCCCCAAUGAAUAUGCCUCCGCCUUUCAGACAGAAUCUGCCUAUAUUCGGUUCUAAUUAUUGCAACAUGCCCGGACCACUGCCGCAAUGGGUACAUGGCCCACCCCCUCCCCCGGGCACGUAAUUACACGCAGUUUUACAGUUCAGAAUGUAUAAAUAAAUAUAUUUAGUCAAUAGCUAGUGCUGUGCUGAACAAUACUGGUUUGCUUAUCCAAAUAUCUAUAUUUAUAAUUAAUAAAAACAUGGUAAAGAG